GCGCGAGUUCAAUUCCCGCUAACGCACAACACCGGUGACGAAUAUCUGUACCGGUCCUGGGUCUCCUCUAGGUCGGCUCAACCUGAAAUGAGUAUCUGGUGCGGUGUGUGAGAACAUCACCACUGGGGAGACAAAGGCGGCGGGGCGUAGGGGACAAAGAUCCCCCGUGUAGCCUUCACAGACUGUAGGGGUAAGUGCUGUUAGCGAGCACCUAUGAAGGCCGGCACGGCACACGAGGCGGUGGGUGGCCAACACCACGCCCGUCCAUCUUUGUCUCCCUCGUGGCGAUGUUUACAUAUCACACCAGAUACUCAUUUGAGACAGAGUUGACCUACGGGAGGCCCAGGACAGGUUCAGAUAAUCGUCACUGGUGUUGGCCGUGAGCGGGAAUCGAACCCGGGUCGCCAGCACCAGGUCAGACGGAGAGAGAGAGGGGGAGAGAAAGGCCGCAGCCAUGUCGGUGAGCGACGUCGGGGAGAUGAUCGUGCUGAGUGGAGGUGGAGGAGGAGGUGGAGGAGGGGGUGGAGGAGGAGGAGGUGGAGGAGGAGGUUCUCACCAGAGCCUCUCGGGUUCCACCACCGCCGUGGACUCCUCGGCGUCCAUGGCGACGUGUCAGCCGCAGAGACCUCUCACCAUGAAGCUCCCCGCGACCUUCGAACCUCGGGCGCAGCCGAUGAGGGUGGCAGAGAGGGGCAGCUUCAAGUCACAUGACAUCAAGCCCAGUGGGCAAGGUGGUGGAGGCCCCACAAUGGGCUCAGUCCCAGCCUGGGGGUCAACUACGGCCGCGGGGGGCACCUGGGGGGACUCUGGACCGGUGGCAGGGGUCCCCGUGGGGGGGCCCGGCGGGGAGGGGGCGUCCCCGCGGGGGGCCCACGACGCGCUGAGCCCCUUCGCCCCCGAGCCGGCCGGAUGCUCGGACUGGGCACAGAGCUGGGCCCGGGAUCGAACCCCCAACGAGCAGAGCUGGGUCGGUGAGUGUGAUCUCCUGGGUGACUCUGAAACUGAUGGGCUUCUGCCAUCCGAACAGCCCUGCUUUGUCAAGGUCAGUUCCGGCUCGGAGACGUGGGACGACGCCGUCCCCGGCGAACGGAGCGUGGGGGGCACGGGGAGCGCCGGAGGGGGCACGGGGAGCGCCGGAGGGGGCACGGGGAGCGCCGGGGGGGUCGCGGGGGGCCCCGGGGGGGUCACGGGGGGCCCCGGGGUGGCCACGGGGGCCACCGGUGGGACCACGGGGGCCGCCGGUGGGACCACGGGGUCCGUGAGGAGGAAGAAAGCACCGCAGUGGAACGAGGAGGAGGAGGAGGACGAUGGCCACCCCACCUGGGCCCAGGACGAGUUUGAGAAGACAAAGGCGGCCAUCGAGGCGGACGUGGCGUUCUGGGACAAGCUCCAGGCCGAGUGGGAGGAGAUGGCCAUGCGAGAGACGGACACCUCCUACCCCUGGGUCCAGGAUCCUGGGGGGGCCGGCAAGGUGCCCGGGCGAGGGAAUCCGUUUGCGGAGGAGGCGCGGGCGAUGGAGGAGGGGCUGCGCUCCCUGCGGGAGGGAGACCUCUCAACCGCCGUGCUCCUCUUCGAGGCGGCUGCCACUCAGGACCCGGCCAACGCAGAGGCGUGGCAGUACCUGGGAACGACACUUGCGGAGAACGAGCAGGACCCAGCCGCCAUCACGGCCCUGCAAAGGUGCCUGGAGCUGCAGCCCAACAACCUGACGGCCCUGCUGGCGCUGGCCGUGAGCCUCACCAACGAGUCGUGCCAGCCGCAGGCGUGCGAGAGCCUGCGCGCCUGGCUGCUCGCUCACCCGCUCUACGGUGCCACGCCGGCGGCGCCGCCGGCGGCACCGCCGGCACCGCUGGCUCCGCCGGCGCCUCUGGCACCGCUGGCACCGCCGGCACCGCCGGCGCCCGUGCGCAAUGCGGGGGGAGAUGCUGCGGGGGAGAGGCCAGCGCCGGGCGGAGACGCGGUCGCCACCAGCACCACCGCCACCACCGCCGCCGCCACCACGCAGCCCGCGCAGCCGGUGCCAGACCUCCUGCGCGAGGUGAAGGCGCUCUUCCUGCUCGCCGCCCGCGAUGGCCGCGCCCCCCGUGACCCCGACCUGCAGACGGCGCUCGGGGUCAUCUUCAACCUGAGCGGGGAGUACGAGCGAGCCGUCGAGUGCUUCACCCACGCCGUGCACGCUCGCCCCGAGGAUCACCUGCUGUGGAACAAGCUGGGGGCGUCGCUGGCGAACGGGAGCCGCAGCGAGGAGGCGGUGGAGGCUUACUACCACGCGCUGGCGCUGCAGCCCGGAUACGUGCGCUCCUGGUACAACCUGGGCGUCAGCUGGCUCAACAUGGGCGCCUACAGGGAGGCGGUGGCGGACCUGCUCGAGGCGCUGGUCAAGCAGCACAAGAGCCUCGGGAGACGGCGCGAGGGGGCCGCGAUGUCCGACAACAUCUGGGCGGCGCUGCGCCUGGCGCUCAGCGGCAUGGGCGAAGUGGAGCUGUGCCGCGCGGCGGAUGCCCGCGACGUGCAGACGCUCAUACAGGCGUUCACGCAGCACUGACGGCGGCGGCGGUGCCGGCCCUGCUACGGGCGGCGGCGACAACAGGACCGCGACGCUUACAACUUCAGACUUGGGACCAGGCGCUCGUAUGGGCAUUCAAGCAGCACUGACGUGAUGCCAGCCGGGUGCGGGCAGUGACCUCGUACAGGCGGCGGCGAGGUCAGCGCUUGAGACGAGGCGCCCAUACGCAGGUGGUUGGUGACGUCAGUACUGUGAGGCGACAACUUCAGACCAGGCCCCCAUACAGGCAUCCAUGCGCCACUCGUGAUGGGCGCCAGGAGGCUCAUAGAGGCAACGGUGAAAUUAGGACUGUGACGUUACAACUUCAGACAGGAUGCUUGUACAGGCGUCGGUGAUGUUAAAUGACAAAAACACUCGCACAGACGAAAGUGACUUGAAGAUGUCCAUGCGGGCAAUGGUCAAGUCGAGACUUGAGCCAAGCUAUUGACAUUCGCAGGUAGUGCGAAUAACCACACAUACUGGCAGCAGUAGCAUUUGGAAUCUCAUACAAGCAUCCACCACGUCUCGUAUAUAUGUUGAUCUGAUGACUGCUCCUCAUACUGGCAGCAGAGCCGCGCUCCUACGGGCGUUUGUUUUACUACGGAUGAAAAUCACCACCGAUGUUAACUUCAACUUAACUCAUUCAUCCACAGGAGAGCCUCCUGAGUCUCAAGACUCUCAGGGGGGUCCUGCCGUUGGGAUGUUGGGCCCCCCCCGAUUCCCUUUUUUACUCACGUUUUAGUUUUGUGUGGGAGAAAACCGGAGACUCCGGAGAAACCCCACCACACUGAAAGGAAAGCAAUUACAAAUGUCCGUAAUGGGUUCACGAAUCCGCUUGCAGGGGUCAGGGUUAAUCAUUUUCGUUGCGCAUUGCCAGUGAGCACCAACUCUGUUCGCUGCGUGCGACCGCGACAUCAGUGGCGUGGCUCGAGUUCUGCGGUGGUAAAGCCAACCUGGCGCCUCCUGAGCCAUGCCGUGCUGGCUCGGCACGGCUCAGUUGUUCAGUGGAAAAAGAUAAAACGCGUAUCCGAGUCAGCGGGGACCAAUUGACCAAUGUUGACUUUCCACCAGGUGCUCCACUCUUUAUUGGUCCUGGAGGGAUGAUGAUGAUUGGCCAAGGCAAACCAUGGCUAGGAAAUGUAACUUACGACCGUGUGAAUGCUCUGACCACAUUAUAUACCAGGCCUGAUCUAUAUAACAGGGUAUAAACACAAAUCUGCCCCAUUUAUCCCAAAAAAUGUAAAAUGUGUUAACUGAAGCCUUCUGUGUCUUUGUGGGUGUUAGAUGGAGAGAGCGUGGGGUCAUCUUCAACUCACAUGAACUGAACCACGAGGGGAGGGGGAAGGUGGCCUUUCCUCUUUGUCAGGAACCCCGAUCAACUCUUGAUUAUUUUGGGUAAUCAGCGAGAACGGUGGCCCGGAGAUAGUAUAAAAAUGAGAAUGUCGGAUAAGAUAGAUAGUAUAAAAAGUAAACACACGCACGGUACAUUCGCGACCGAGAUAAUUCGGCCACCCAUAAAUUGAUCGAUGGAGAGUUUUGACGGUGAAUAUCCGGAGCUGUGAUCGCAGGCUCGGACGUAGCUUGAAGCUUCAUUGAUGAGAAACGAGCGUUCAAAAGUUACUCCGACCCGCAGUGUAGCUUUUGUGGCAUUACACCGUGGCAUCGCUGCUCUUCAAGCGGGGCGCCGUUCACUUCCACUUACCAAGACUUCGAGGGAUUCGGUGCCAGUGCGGUGGCACUUGUCGCCCAUCUCGGGAUUUUCCUGCUCGCCAAACCCCUCCAAACCACCCCCCCCCCCAUUUGCCUUAACACGGCCACCUCCCAGCAUGCAGCUCCCAGCAUAUUUGCAUUGCCAGCUUCUCGCAAACGCACGGGCGCUUCGCUUCGUGGCCUGUAGUGCUGGCCUCCCACAAUGCGGCACCUGCGUAAAGUCGAGUGGGUUACCGCAGCCGUGUCGCUAAAAGGGCGGUGGGGAGGGUGGGGGGGAUCAACGUCCCGCUCUGCGAUCGUGACCAAUUCUUCCGUUUCUCAUCAAUGGAGAAGCAGCGGCAUGGCCCGGACUUUGCGACAGUCCGGGCCUAUGCCGCUGCAAAUGAGCACGCAGCUAUGAAGCACCGGCCGUGCAUUUUUGGAACCGACAAAUCUCCGCACCGGGAUGCCGGUCCCCGUACCAACGAGACAAGUAAAAAAAAAAACUUAUAAAACCAAGCCGCCACCCCCCCCCCCCCCGCCUUGAGCUGUAGUUUGCCCGCGACCUCCUCUUCUAGUUACGGAUGUGGUUCUGGCCCUUGUGCGCCCGUACCGGCCUCUAUAGAUGCUCGCCAACAGCGCUUGCCUCAACAGUCUUAUUAACGGCUGCACAGGUCAACUGUCUUGUCCUAUGUGGCCCUCGGCAAAGGACAAACUUGGCCACCCCUGCCCAAAGCCAUCUUUGUCAUAACAAGAUUGGCCAUAGUGGGCCGCACGGGCGGCCGGUGGGAGGGAUGGGGGGGCCACUGUAGGCCGCAGGUAAUCGCUAUUGCUGCUGUUAACCUUCCAAACCCCUAUCGUGUGCGGUGUGCUCUUCCAAAAUGCACUUUGUUAUCGUCUUAGGACACCUCAAGAGAAAUGUAUCAUUUUGCUGUAAUAAUCUCUUAAUCAACUGUGUGCAAUAAUAUAUUCUAAAGUGGAAAAUGUAUAACGUAUAAAAUAAACCCUCGAGCAACUGAA
Messenger RNA from Lethenteron reissneri (Far Eastern brook lamprey), 5254 nucleotides. RefSeq names its product peroxisomal targeting signal 1 receptor-like. NCBI's taxonomy places the organism in Eukaryota, Metazoa, Chordata, Hyperoartia, Petromyzontiformes, Petromyzontidae. Gene Ontology annotation, cellular component: cytosol; peroxisomal membrane. Gene Ontology annotation, biological process: protein import into peroxisome matrix, docking. The record is from RefSeq and is a predicted model, not a curated record. Gene Ontology annotation, molecular function: protein binding.